AUGGCAAAGCUAACAGAUAUCCCGCCGGAGCUAAUGUUGCACAUCCUAGAGGAGCUCUACUCAACAGCCAACAUAUACGCACUUGUGCGGACCUCCUCGGAGCUAAAAAAGCGAUGCAUAGAUACUCUCUACAAAAACCACCGAGACUGGGUGGGAGUGCUGCUUUCGGCUGCUCAAAAUGGCAAUCUACUGACCGCUCAGCGAGCGGUGCAAUAUGAUCCGAUGCGUGACCCUGAGUACGAUACGAGCAGGGUGAUUCGGCUGAUUCGGCGCCGGUUAUGCCAGGAGGCGGAGUACUUCGGCUUUGAUUAUUAUCAAGUGCCCUACCCCGAUGAUAGCUUCGACCGAAAUCACCCCGAUGACGCUAUUUGGCCGUAUAGAUCAGACGAGUUUGACCUGACCAAUGAUCGCUACGAUCGGCUGACUCUGGCCGAAAACGCCAAUAUGACACAUCUCGCCUACACUCUUGCUGUUGGCAACGAUCAUCUUGACAUAGCCCGUGCGCUGUCGCCGACUGGCCGUCCCAUUGACACGGUCAUCUCGAGAUGGGGGAGAACAGCAUUGCACUACGCUGCCUAUCGUGGUAGGGAGCAGGGAAUCAGGUUUCUGCUCGAGCGCGGUGCGAACGUUAACGCGACAGACUCGUGGGAUGAGACGGCCCUGAUACUAGCGGCAAGGCACCCGAGUGCAUCCUGCGUAGAGCUGCUGCUCGCGGAAGGGGCAACGAUAAACGCUUGUUGCGACGGACGCACGGCGAUCUCGUAUGCCGUGCUGAUACAUGCGGACGAGGUGAUUGAAGUGCUCCUAGCACAUGACGCCGAUCUCAAUGUAGGAGUGGUAACUCCCUUGCUGCAGGCUAUCGCUGGGGGUGACUAUAGCCUUGUGCGUCGCUUUCUCGCUCUAGGGGCGGAUCCGGAUGUGAGCACCUACAACCACAAGGAGACCGCGCUCACCCUCGCGAUAAAUCGGUCUUGUGGGGAGGAGGUGGUUCGUAUGCUUCUCGAGAGCGGAGCAGACGUAAAUGCAGCUAGAGAUGAAACAACACCUUUGAUGUGUGCAGCGAACAAGAAGCAGGAUGAGACAGUUCGCAUGCUGCUGGAUCGAAAAGCUGAUGUUAAUGCUACCAACUCUGCGGGGCGGACAGCUUUGGGGCUUGCCAUUUUGAGCGGUACAUGUAAAUCGGCUGACCUGCUCAUCGAUAGUGGAGCUGAUGUUAACGCGGUAGGCCCCGGCCCGAGUACGCCUUUGUAUCUGGCAAUCGUAUAUUCGGGCAAGAAGAUGGUGCGCCUGCUUCUUGAUAAGGGAGCAGACGUGAAUCUCCAUACCGGUUUCGGACAGACGCCUCUGAUGAUAGCCGCCAGACUGCCAUGGGCGUGGGCGGUGACCACUCUUCUUAAUAGUGGCGCACGCGUUAAUUCUACAAGCUUUCAUGGGGAGACGGCUCUGAUGUUCGCGUUCACUGCAUGGCGCAUCGAUAUGGAGAUGAUCCGUGAGCUUCUUCUACGCGGGGCGGAUCCCAACAUCGGGAAUUCGCACGGGCAUACGGCGCUGGACUAUGCCAGGAAUUAUGAGCGAGCGUAUGAAAGGCCCAGAAUCGUCCGCCUGCUACUCGGAUGGGGCGCGAUUUGA
This is a messenger RNA of Aspergillus aculeatus ATCC 16872, 1629 nucleotides long. RefSeq names its product ankyrin repeat domain-containing protein. Gene Ontology annotation, molecular function: protein binding. The record is from RefSeq and is a predicted model, not a curated record. Bases 1 to 1629 code for a protein of 542 amino acids. NCBI's taxonomy places the organism in Eukaryota, Fungi, Ascomycota, Eurotiomycetes, Eurotiales, Aspergillaceae. The transcript has a single exon.